GCGGCAGGAGUCGAGCUGCGGGGAGGGAGCGCGGCGCACACCGAGCCCGCCCGACUAUGGGGCGCCGCCGCCACCACCAGCCGCGCAGGGGGGCGCCCAGCACCCUCCUGCUGGCGGGCAGCAGCUACUGAGGCAGGCGGGGCGGGGGCAGACAUGGCUGAUCCUCUGCGCAGGACCCUCUCCAAGCUGCGGGGCAGGAGGUCCCAGCGCGGGGCGGCGGCAGGCGCGCACCCCCGCGGGGGGACCGGCGCCCCUCAAGAUUUAAUUGAAAAUAUUUACAUAUCCUCCACAAGCGGGAGAGAACUUAAAAUUCUUAUGGCCGGUGAAGUCCCUGAGCAUAAUCCACAGCUUGACAGCAUCACAGUUUCUAAGAAACGUAACUGGCUACAUCAGAGUACUCUAAAGGCCCCUAAUCUGGAAGAAAAUAUCUGUAAGAAAAUGCAAGGAAAUACUAUCCAUGUACCCAAAUCGUCCAGUCCAUUACCUGGACCUAAACUGCCACCAGUUCCUCCCAAAUCACCUAUAGGACAGGAAUGUCCUACAAGAACCUCUAGUUUUGUAACUGCUGUUCACCAUUCUACAAACCCUUCAGUUUUGAGAAACUGUACUUUAGACUUCAGUGAGGAUAAUGAUGCAGAUGAUGAAGGAGAAAUAUGGUACAACCCUAUCCCUGAAGAUGAUGAGCCUGACUUCCCCAGAGUCCAUUGUUUUACUGGGAAAAACUCUGUUAAUUUGGACUCCCAUACCACCAGUUUCAAGAUGUUGCCUGGGAGUGACUUGAUUAAAGUAAUGGGGCACAAUAAAGGCCUUCCAUACUUCUCAGAAUCUGCAGGAGACAAUCAAAUGGCUCAGGCCUGUGAAAUUAAUCAAGCAGAUUCCAUACAUUCCACAGAGUAUGUGCAGCUGCACAAGCAGAGUUUUGUGUGCAAGACUCAGAGUGCGACAGCAAUAGAAGAGAGCCCUGCAUUUAAAUAUUGUUCAGCAGGGUCUGUAAUCGUACCUGCAAACAAGGCUGAGGCAGGAGCGACAGAAAUUUCUCCUCCAAGUCCUAAUCCUUUGAAAAAAGGAGGAUCAAUUAAUUGGCCUUUCCCUGAUAAAAUAAAAUCUCCUAGAACUGUGAGAAAACUUUCAAUGAAAAUGAAAAAAUUGCCAGAACUCAGCAGGAAGCUGAGCAUCAAAGGAACCUCAAGCUCUAAUAGUUCAGAUAAUCCUUCUUCCUUGCUGAAAGGUGACUGUCAGGAUACAAGCCAAGCCACAUCUUUACCAUCUUCUGGAAACGCAACAGCAGCUGCUAGCAGGAAUGUUAUAAGUCGCUACCAUCUUGACAGUAGUGUAUCAUCACAACACGGCUACAAAAAGAAAAGCAGUGGGAGUUCCAAAUCCUCCAGUAAAGGUGGUUAUCUCAGUGAUGGAGACUCUCCUGAACUUAUAGCAAAAUCGGGUAAACACGGUUCUGUAAGCAAGUUUGGGAAAGGAAAAGAGACCCUUCCAAGUAACAGCAAUAAAACUGAAAUAGACAUUGAUGCCUUUAGACAUUACAGCUUUUCUGAUCAACCCAAAUGUUCCCAAUACAUAUCCGGACUCAUGAGUGUUCACUUCUAUGGUGCUGAAGAUUUGAAACCGCCGCGGAUGGACUCAAAAGAUGUCUUUUGUGCAAUUCAGGUAGAUUCAGUAAACAAAGCAAGAACAGCCUUGCUUACAUGCAGGACGACUUUUUUAGAUAUGGAUCACACUUUCAACAUAGAAAUUGAAAAUGCCCAGCACUUAAAACUAGUGGUCUUCAGCUGGGAGCCUACCCCACGGAAAAAUCGUGUUUGCUGUCACGGAACAGUGGUUCUCCCCACUCUUUUUCGAGUGACAAAGACGCAUCAGCUGGCUGUCAAACUGGAGCCCAGAGGGCUUAUUUAUGUCAAACUGACUCUCAUAGAACAGUGGGAGAAUUCUCUUGAUGGUCUAGUUGCAGAUCGAGAGCCAGUGAUAUUUGGAGUAGGUGCUCGAAAAGUUGUUGAGAAGGAAAAUGUGGGCUUGAUGGUACCGCUUCUGAUGCAGAAAUGUAUUGUGGAGAUUGAAAAGAGAGGCUGCCAGGUUGUAGGCCUGUACCGAUUAUGUGGUUCAGCAGCAGUCAAGAAAGAGCUUCGAGAGGCGUUUGAGAGGGAUAGCAAGGCUGUUACUCUCUGUGAAAACCAAUACCCAGAUAUUAAUGUGAUAACAGGUGUCCUCAAGGAUUAUCUAAGAGAGCUGCCCUCUCCCCUGAUAACUAAGCAGUUGUAUGAAACAGUGUUAGAUGCCAUGGUGAAAAAUCCCUUGAAAAUGACAGCGAGCGGUUGUGAAAAUGACCCAAGUGACUCUGAGCAUACGGUGGCCCUUCUUGAUUGUCUGCCAGAUGUUGAAAAGGCAACCCUAAAGAUGCUGCUGGAUCACCUGAAAUUGGUGGCGUCUUAUCAUGAAGUAAAUAAGAUGACGUGCCAGAAUUUAGCUGUGUGUUUUGGGCCUGUCUUACUGAGCCAGAGGCAGGAGACCUCAAACCAUAAUAACAGAGUCUUUACAGAUUCAGAAGAGCUCGCUAGUGCCCUGGACUUCAAAAAACACAUAGAAGUUCUUCAUUAUUUGCUCCAGCUAUGGCCAGUGCAAUGUUCAACUGCCAAAGAAUCAACAUACUCAAACAUGUUUCCAGGGAACCAGUCGUCUUUGAAUUAUCUGAGACCCAAGAAGCAGCGGCCUCAGAUGUUGAAUUUGAGCAGUACUGAAAUGUCAGGUGUACUUAGGCCCAGACCAGCCAGAUUAGACAGUCCCUCAAGUAAUCGCUAUGCAGGAGACUGGAGCAGUUGUGGGGAAAACUACUUUUUGAAUCCAAAGGAGACCCUAAAUGAAGCAGACUAUGAUGAUGUUCCUUCAGAAGAUACAGAAAGUGGGGAAGAUUGCAGCAAAGUAGAUGGACCAGAUAGACUGAUUGAACACGCAAAAUCCAUGUCUAAAGAGCAUACAUUUCAGACCUAUUUGACAAUGCAAACAAUAGAUUCAGCAGUGGACCACAGAGUAAACCUCAAAGACCUGCAAGAAAGUAUAGAUACUCUGAUAGGAAACUUGGAGCGGGAACUCAACAAAAACAAACUAAAUAUCACUUAUUAAUUUUCUUGCAUGAUACCUGCUGUUGAUACCUCCCUGUUCCUCCACCCGCCUCCUCAAAAAAGUCUGUCUGUCUGGUUUUUCUAAUGCAUUGUGGAAUAAUCUGUGGCCUCCCUUCGAUAAACAAAUCCAAUUUAGCCAAUCCAUUAUUGUGGAUAAUUUUUCUUCUCAUUAGAAGAAUACAUUGGCCUCACCCUCUGUGGUUUAAGUUGGCCUUUUAGACUAUGCGAAAUGAUGUUAGGAAGAAGUGAUUUCCCCCCUCACCCCGUCAAGGUACUAUGCACUUAUGAAGCUUGGACAGUAUGUGACAGGAGAUAAGGUGCCAUCUUUGUCUGCUCUGUGUAGCAACAGCACUCUUCGUUCCUGAAACUUUAUACCUGGUACGGACAUUCCUCUUAGUAGAGGAUUAGUGUUUCUUGGCCUGUGAUUUGCAGCAUGAACUUUAGGUAGAUCCCAUUCUACCAUCUAUGUCACCUUUUCAUUUGCAAUGCAAAGGCUGCUAUGAAAAAAUGCUUUUUAUACAUCUAUAAAAGUUUAGCUGUACAAAAUAUUAUUGUAUUCCUGUAUUAACACUUUUCAGUAAUUAUUUAAACCUGCAAAAGUUAAAUAUUUUUCUAACCUUGUUUGUAUAUAUUUAUGUACAUGUUUGUAUAGUUAUAUUGGGAAGCGGGAAAUCUGAAUUAGAUAAGGAAACCGUUUCUAAAAAGCUCCACAUUGUGAUGCCAAAAUAAGGAUUCGCUUGAGCAAUGUAGCAUUUGAUUUUACGCACAGAAAUAUGUGCCGAGAGAGAGGACAUAGUGAAUGAUUAAUAUAAAUGACCUUGUGUCACAUGUUGUGCUUCAGUUCACAGCUGUUGACUAUUAACUACAUUAAGAAACCAUCCAGUUUAGUUUUAAGUAGUAUUCCAGCAUUUCCUAAGUGUUUCCAGUGAACCUGUCUGUUCCCUUUAAAGGUGCCCUUCAAGCAAAGAAGGGGGAUGGAAAGGAUUGUGCUAUUUAUUUUUUUUAAUCCUUUCUGAUGUAUGAAGAAGGUCUGAAAGGGUUUUGGGUUUUAAAGCUGUUAUUUGGGGAGGGGGUGUGUGCUUUUUCUUUUAUCUUAGAAAUAGCAGAGUGUUAAAUCUUUAAUGCCUUUGGAAGUCAUCUUGCAUGAUUCAGAUGUUCAUUGGGAACUUGGAGGUGAUAAAUACCUAUGAAAGGCAGUCGUGUGACACACACACACCCCCCAUCAGUGUUUUAAUUAAAUAGGUGUUAACUGAAACAAACAAAAUCAAGAGUUUUAAACAGUCAGAAUGAAAAUCACAUCCCCCUCUCAAUCAGAUUUCAUUUCCUUGGUAUCUGUGAUCUCAUAAUAUAGUCAUACCUCCCAUCAGCUAGAGUCUUCCAUGGCAGGCAACUGAAUUUCUAAAAUAAAAAAAGCUGAGAAUUUUGUUUAAUUUUUUUUUAAAUCCCAAGCCACCUUUGUAACAUCAUCACAAGCAAAAGGGCACAAACCCAUUGUUUUUCUUUUAUAGGUCACAGCAUUUUUACUGGGAAUUCAAACAUCCAGUCUUAAUCAACUAGCAGUAUAGGAUUUAAUUUUCUUGUUUCUUUUCACUAUGUCCGCAUCCUUCCAUAUCUUUCCUAUUGCCCUGUAGUAAGUGCUUUUAGCUAGUACAUACUUCUAUAUAUUGCCAGGUUUUAUAAUUAUUUAUUUGCAGUAGAAUGGCAUUGAGAAUUAGGGUACAAUUUUACUACCUUUUUCUAAAGGAAUAUCUUAGCAUGGUUUCAAAUGAUUUAUUCAUUCUCAUUAAUUUAUUUUUGUUAUAAGUGUUAAAAUAUGCAAUACAAUAUUGUUUUAAAUGUAAAUUUAAUCUGACACAUUUAUCAAUAAAUCAAUGUAUUUUUUUAAACUUUUAUACAGAAUGUGUAUAAUUUUAAAACUAUAAAUUUUAAUUCUAAAUAAAAAUUUGAAUUGAGAAUAAAAUGUGACCAAGUCUUGUAAGUGAUUAUUUAAAAACAUACUUUAAUUAAAGCUAUCUACUGUACACAUGCUUUGGCAGAAUGUAUUAUUUGCUCGAUAGAUACUCUAGUGGUUUGCAGAAUUUUUUUUUCAGUCACUCGGAGAAUUUUGUUUUCUAGAUUGCAUUUGCAUUCAUAUAGGAUUUUUAAAAAAUUUAAUGCAAUAGCAUUUGUAGAUCUGUUUUUGUAAGCAACUUUGAAAAGCAGUGUUUUUGAUGGCAGUUCUUGGUAUGUUACAAAGAUAUGUUGACAGUUUUGGUUAAUCGGUUUCCAUAUUGUUUGUAUAAAUAUAUUUAGCAUUAAAAUAUUUUUGUAUAAAUA
Messenger RNA from Chrysemys picta bellii (western painted turtle), 5444 nucleotides. It is a transcript of the gene SYDE2, whose product is annotated as synapse defective Rho GTPase homolog 2. Gene Ontology annotation, biological process: regulation of Ras protein signal transduction; signal transduction; cell migration. Gene Ontology annotation, cellular component: synaptic membrane. The record is from RefSeq and is a predicted model, not a curated record. Gene Ontology annotation, molecular function: GTPase activator activity. NCBI's taxonomy places the organism in Eukaryota, Metazoa, Chordata, Testudines, Emydidae.